Molecule: messenger RNA, 1170 nt
Organism: Aaosphaeria arxii CBS 175.79
Lineage: Eukaryota; Fungi; Ascomycota; Dothideomycetes; Pleosporales
Product: homocysteine S-methyltransferase
Exons: 1
Coding region: 110-1084 (324 amino acids)
Biological process (GO): S-methylmethionine cycle
Molecular function (GO): S-adenosylmethionine-homocysteine S-methyltransferase activity; zinc ion binding
Source: RefSeq, a predicted model, not a curated record
CCGCAAUCCACAACACUUUUACACGGAACAUUCCCAUUUCGGAAAUAUCCAACACGAGAACCUUACCCAGGAAGUACAUAUAAAUUCCAAUCGCAACGACCUUACAGCAAUGCCACCACUCUCGACUCUCCUAGAAUCCAAAAGAACGCCGGUAGUCCUCGAUGGCGCGCUAGCAACCUACCUGGAGAUCCUCGGCGCGGACGUAUCAUCCGCGCUGUGGUCUGCAUCGCUUCUGCUCCACAACCCGGACCUGAUAUACAAGACCCAUCUUGAUUAUUAUCGUGCUGGUGCAAACGUCGCGAUAACGGCUUCGUAUCAGGCUUCCAUCCCUGGGAUCUUGAAACAUACGGAUCUGUCAUUGGACGAAGCGAAGGGUGUUGUUCGCAAGAGCGUGGAGCUGGCCAAGAAAGCGCGGGAUGACUAUUUGCAAGAGAUUGAAAAUUCUGGAACUGGGGCAGAGAAUGUUGAAAGGAGGAGCGAUUUGCUUGUAGCCGGGAGCGUGGGGCCGUACGGCGCCUUCCUUGCCGAUGGGAGCGAGUAUAGAGGCGAUUACUCGCUGUCGCGGAACGAGUACAAGGACUUUCACCGUGGGAGGAUAGAGGCUUUGGUUGAGGCUGGUGUAGAUGUGCUUGCUGUUGAGACUAUCCCAUCUUUCGACGAGACUUGUGCAAUUGUUGAGUUGUUAGGGGAUGAAUUCGCGGGGACAGAGGCGUGGGUAUCAUUCACAUUGAAGGAUGCUGAGCAUAUCAGCGACGGUACAACCUUAGCCCAGCUCGUCCAAACUGUGGAGAAUUCGCAGAAGAUCGUGGCGGUUGGUAUCAAUUGUGUCACCGAAGAUGUGGUUCUUGGGGCUCUGGAGACCCUACGGCCAUUAACGAGAAAGGCACUUGUCAUAUAUCCGAACUCGGGCGAGCAUUGGAAUGCCGAAACUAGGAGCUGGUACGGGGAGAGAAAUGAAGGAAAGAGCUUAGCGGAGAAAACGCACAUGUGGCGAGAUGCCGGUGCAAGAUUGAUUGGAGGAUGCUGCAGGACAACACCAGACGAUAUCAGUGUGAUAGCAAAGGCUCUGGAAUCUUCAUCAUGACAUAGGACUCGGCAGAGGGAAUUGUAGUUGAAAGAUCGAAAUAGUCUCUAGUAUUAAGAAGAAUGAGCUGACAAUUUAGUCAAUGG